Molecule: messenger RNA, 12997 nt
Organism: Mytilus californianus (California mussel)
Lineage: Eukaryota; Metazoa; Mollusca; Bivalvia; Mytilida; Mytilidae
Product: phospholipid-transporting ATPase VD-like
Exons: 23
Coding region: 493-4512 (1339 amino acids)
Biological process (GO): phospholipid translocation
Cellular component (GO): plasma membrane
Molecular function (GO): ATPase-coupled intramembrane lipid carrier activity; magnesium ion binding; ATP hydrolysis activity
Source: RefSeq, a predicted model, not a curated record
GUAACGACUGGUAUCUAUGUUGUGGUGACGUAGUUGUGUAUGUACACAAAGAGUGUUGUAAAAAUCGAUUAAAAAAAUGCAUUCCAGUUUGGGACAUGUGUUUGGAAGUUACCCUGGGUGAUGUCCACCCGAACGUUAAGGUUAUGGUUGUCUAUAACUGAUUAUUAAGUCAACCAUGUCUGUAUUGUAAACCAUGACAUAGGACACUAUGACGGAAUAUUUGGUUUUACCUUCAUUCCAGGUCAUGGUUGAAAAGGAUUGCAAAUCUGCAAGACGUUAACAUAUGAAUUGAUUGUAAUGGAAAUUAGCUUGAUUGUGGAAUAUUUAUUUGAAAAGGAAUUGUUAUUUAGUUUAAUGUGAUUAUUCUUGAAAUGUGUUUACAAAAUAUGUUCACGUGUUGGCAAGGUAUAGGUAUAACCGGAAACGAGUGAAAUACUGAAAUUUUUUUUACAAAAACUACAAAACAAUUUGAUCAGCAAUAUAAGAGUCAGAAUGGGAAAUUUUUUUGACAAGACUAACAAAUCUGGACCAAAGUCACGCACUGUCACACCAAAUCAUACUCAACCACCUGACUUGGCCCCUAACGCAAAGGGUCACCCUAAUAGGACGUUCAAAUCAAAUAGAAUUAGAACGACAAAGUACUCAAUAAUAACUUUCAUACCAAAGAAUUUGUUUGAACAGUUUCAUCGAUUUGCUAAUUUGUAUUUCAUAUUUGUGGUAUGUUUGAACUGGGUACCACAAGUUGCAGCAUUUGGAAAAGAAAUAGCUAUGAUUCCAGUGAUAUUUGUUUUAUUAGUAACUGCUAUUAAAGAUGCAUAUGAAGAUUUCAGAAGAUACAAGUCUGAUAAAUGUAUAAACCAUAAAACUUGCAGAGUCUACAAACAUCAUUCUAGUGACGGGGAUGAACGGUAUGUUAAGACAGAAUGGAAGGAUAUCUAUGCAGGAGAUAUUGUACAUUUAUCAUGUGAUGAAAUCAUACCAGCUGAUAUAUUAUUAUUACACAGCAGUGAUCGCGCUGGUCUGUGUCAUGUAGAAACCAGUAAUUUAGACGGAGAGACAAAUCUGAAGCAAAGACAAGUAGUAGAAGGCAUUGAUUAUCAGGACAAAUUUAAACCAGAAAAGUUUUGCUAUGAAGUAGAAUGUGAUUUACCUAAUGCAGAAAUAUACAAAUUCACUGGUUAUAUUAAACAUGGACCAGAUAGAAAGAAAAAAGUACCAUUGAAUAAAGACAAUCUGUUACUUCGGGGAUGUACUAUCAGGAACACAGAUUUUAUAGAGGGAAUGGUUGUAUAUGGAGGUCAUGAAACGAAAGCAAUGUUGAAUAACAGAUCUCCACGAUAUAAACGUAGCAAAUUAGAGAGACGCAUAAACCGUGACGUUAUUUACUGUGUUGUCUUGUUAUUGUUGAUGUGUUUUCUUUCAGCAAUCAUGAGUGCAGUAUGGUUAGGAGCCUUUGAGGACAGUACCAUAGUCCCUUUUAUCCCAUUUGAAAGUGAGGAAUGGUAUAAUCCAUAUUUCCAGGGAUUUGUUGUAUUUUUUACCUACAUUAUAUUAUUCCAGACUGUGAUUCCAUUAGCCUUAUAUGUGUCAAUAGAACUCGUCAAACUAGGACAAGUUUUCUUUAUUAAUUAUGAUCUGGAUUUAUAUUAUGAGAAAAGUGAUAAAAGGAUGGAGUGUCGAGCUUUAAACAUCACAGAAGAUCUCGGACAGAUUGAAUAUAUUUUCUCUGAUAAAACUGGGACAUUAACAGAAAAUGAAAUGGAAUUUAAAUCAUGUACAAUUUGGGGAACAGAUUAUCCACAUGCACCAGAAUUUGAUGAGAAUAUAGAUGACAGUGAAACAGACAGUAGAUAUUCAAUAGGAACAAACAUUAGUAAAUCAAGCUCUUUUGCAAAAGCCUUUAAACCAUGGAAAUUUGAGGACAGUCAGUUGUUACAAACUAUGGAAAAUCUAAAAUUAGAACCCGGUUUAUUUCGAGAGGUAAUGACAAUGAGUUUGAGGAGUUUGACCAAUGUUGAAGUGACCGUUGACAGUAGCGGUGGAAGAUCAACUAACUAUAACGAGAUGGAUUAUCAGAAAAGUCAGAAAAUACAAGAUUUCUUCCUGUUGAUGGCUAUUUGUAAUACUGUUGUUGUAACAACUCAUGCUCAUGAAGAUUUGAUGGAUGAAAGUGGAAUUGUACAUCUAUCACCUGAAGAAGAAAAACGUUUAUCCAAGUUAAAUGGUAAACGUAAUGGCAAUGGGAAUAACCCACAUCUACCUCCUAUAAAUACUAUCAGUAAUACUGUAGACUUUUUGAAAAAACCAAUUCAUCCACCAAAACUAACUGAUUCUUGGUCUUUUGCAAAUGGUGGCGGCAGAGAAUCCCCACUUCGCACACCAUCAGAAGGCAGUAUUGCUGGAUCUGUAUAUUCAGAUAUGGCUAAAAUCAGAUUUGAAGCUGAAAGUCCAGAUGAAUUGGCACUGGUCAGAGCUGCAGCUACAUAUGGAUGUUGUCUCAAAAAACGAUCUCAUGGAAAAGUUACUGUUCAUCUUCCAGGAGAAGGUACGGAAGUUGAGUUUGAUUUAUUACAUAUCCUUUCGUUUGAUUCUACAAGAAAACGUAUGUCUGUGAUCGUCAAACAUCCUAUGACCAAAGAAAUCAUUCUACUAACCAAAGGAGCAGAUUCUCAAGUUCUCAGUGUUCUCGAUAAAAAAUAUAAAGAAAUAGAACCAUAUAAGAAGGUUCUGGAAGAGACAGAAACACACAUAUAUAACUAUGCCGUUCAAGGACUACGUACCUUAGUCCUGGCUAAAAGAAUAUUGCAUAAAAAGGAAUAUAAACGCUGGAAGAAAAAGUUCAUAGAAGCAGAAGCAGCAAUGCAAGAUCGGGAAGAGAAAAUUAUGGAAGUAGCCUGUGAUAUAGAGAAAGAUUUUGAAUUAUUAGGUGCAACUGGUAUAGAAGACAAGCUACAAGAUGGGGUACCAGAGACAAUAAAAAAGCUCAGGGAAGCAGGAAUUAACGUCUGGGUUUUAACAGGAGAUAAACAGGAAACAGCAAUAGAAAUAGCUCAUUCAUCACAGCUUUUUGAUGAGGAUCAGCUGAUGAUUAAAUUAAAUGCUAACGAUAGGGAGGAAACCGAAGCAUUUUUAGACCAUGAAUUAGGCGAGAUAGAAAAAGACAAAAAAAAACCAAGACCCUCUAGUGCAAGAAGGAGAAUGGGGUCUACAAAAUCUCUUAGAAGUGUCAAUCAGAAAAUUGAAUAUGCUUUAGUGGUAGAUGGUAAAACACUUGCUUUUUGUUUGGAGAAAUCACUUGAGAAAAAGUUUCUGAGGUUGACACAGAUGUGUAAAUCUGUUGUCUGCUGUAGGGCCACACCUAUACAGAAAGGAUUAGUUGUCAAGUUGAUAAUGGACAAUCUGAAGAAACUGUCAUUAGCAAUUGGUGACGGAGCUAAUGAUGUUAGUAUGAUACAGACAGCAGAUGUAGGAGUGGGUAUAUCAGGACAGGAAGGAAUGCAGGCUGUCAUGGCAUCAGACUUUGCAAUAUCAAGAUUUUGUUUCCUUCAGAAGUUAUUAUUGGUCCAUGGUCAUUGGUGCUACACUAGACUAUCAAGAUUCUCUGCGUUUAUGUUUUAUAAAAGCUUGGUGACAGUGUUCUGCAUAUUUUGGUACCAGAUAUAUGCUGGUUGGUCAGGUGCAGUACAGUUUGACAGUAUACAUCUAAUGUUCCAGCAUGUGUUAUAUACAUCAUUACCUCCAAUUAUCAAUGGAAUAUUAGAUCGUGAUUUAUCUGCUGAAACACUGCUGCGAUUUCCUACUAUUUAUAGAAUGGGUCCAGAGGAUCAAAUGUAUACGAGAAAAUCUUUCUUUGUGGCAGCUUUUGAUUCUUUGUACCAAAGUGCAAUUUUAUUUUAUUUGAAUUAUUUGGUGUAUACAGAUUCUGUAGCAGGUGUGUGGGAGUUUGGUACCACUACUACUGUAGGACUUAUAUUAAUCAUAUUAUUCCAUAAUGCUGUGGAAACUUUCUCAUGGAUUUGGCCUCAGUGGUUAAUCACUAUAUUAAGUUUCUUGGUAUACUGGUUAUUUGCUAUCGUCAUCAAUGCCAUCUGGUUUUCAUUUGAUCAUCCGUCUAAUCCAUACUGGGUAAUGCAGAACACAAUGACACAACCCAUCCAUUUUAUCACUGUUGUCUUGACUUUAUUGACAUGUCUUUUACCAAGAUUUGUAGUAAGAGUUUUACAUCGAACAAUAAAUCCAGAUGAAAUUGUCCGUGCUCAAUUGUGGGAAAAAGAACAAGAGAUGAUGCACUUGAAAGAAAUGGAAGAGAGAUCUCAGAAUGAAAAGGAUGGAAAUGUGCCAAGUUGUAGUACUAGUCCAGACACAAUUGACAAAGAUACCACUGAUAUUAAUGGGAUAACCAACAACAUCAUUGACACUAAUAAUGUGAACGCAAGACAGAGGAACGGUGAUGUGACAUUUAGAAAUGGAAAGUCUCACGUCAAUUCUGGUUAUGAACAUACAGAAAUGUGAUUACUUCACACAAAUCCAUUGAUGCCAUGUCUUUCAGUUUCUUUUUGUUUAUUUUGUACAUUUAUUUUCAACCAUUGUGAUUUCAUGAUUUCUUAAAGUUGUUCAGCCUGAAUCAUUGUGUUAAAUCGUGAAAGAUGUAUACUAUUAAGAAAUGCAUUAUAUGUCGAAUAUAAAGUGAUAAAAAAAUGUAUGGAAGAGAUGCUUUAAGCGUGUGCUGUUGUGAAUAUCGUUAAAAGUUUAAUUUAAUUGUGAUUUAGUUUGUUCAGUUGUGAAAUAGUUUUAUGAAUUAAAAAUGUACAAAGUUAUCUUUUGUAUAUGUUGGAUUUUGCUAGAAAUUUUUAUAGCUGUAAACAAUCAACCAAAAGUUGUGAUAUAAGGUUUUCAAGUUUAUGAAUUUUUAUAACUGUGUAUAUCAGAUUAUGAAAAUGUUUAAAAUUAUCUUUAACUAAAAGAGGGAAAUAUCACUACAAUUUAGCCCUUCCGUGAGAGAUUUCUUUUUUCAAAAUAAGAAGUGGAAAGGGAAUUAUUUUUUCAAGCUUAGACAAUUUAUAAAUAUUCUUAAGGGUGAAUGAUAAUAGUAAUUAAUAAAGGCUUAAUGAAUUAAACAAAUGUAUGUGUCUACAGUAUAAACAAUCUGUUCAGUAAAGUGUAUUUGUGCUUAUAAAAAAAUUGCUUUAGAAAAAUUAAAAUUUUGUUUUUAGGUAAAAUAUUUGCAGUAGUAUAAAAAAUUUGUUAUUGGAUGUUUUGGGCAUUCAUUCAUUCAUUCUUACAACACUCAAUGUUUUGUUAGAAGUGAAAGGAAUUACCACAGUCAUAAUUAUAAGCAGCAUAAUACAAAAUGAAUCUGAAAUCAAAACAUUUAAGAUACCAACAUUAACUAAUUGUCUUUAUUCCUUUAAUGCUUACAAACUAAACUUAAUAUCAUAUUUAUUCAUUUUAUGCAUACAAAUUAAAGUUAUUGACUUUACUGAUUUUAUGCUUAAGUUUAAUAAUUAUUUUGACAAUAUGUAAUUGAGGUAUUAACAAUUCUUUUAGCAUUUAGAAUAAGUUAGAUUAUAUAUAACAUCUCAUUUUACUAUCGUCUUGUCUUGAAUAUUUAUGAAAUAUUUGGCAUUGGAUAUUCAUCAACAAUUACUCUGUUUUCACUACUAAGGGAAGCAAUAAUUUUCUGUAAUUUUAUACACUUUUGAAUGUAGACAAAAUCUAACUUUUAACCGUAAUCUGUUCAAUUCUUUUACACUUACACCAUUUUAUAUUUAUUAUGACGAUUAUUGUCCAAUGAUAGUAUGCUAUGAAAAUGAAAAUAACAUCAGAUUUACUUGAUAUUUGAAAAUUCACGUUUAAUGAAUAAAGCUUACAUUUUCAGUUUUCACAAUAUAAAUGUAAGUUUUGAAGUACAAGAAUGAAAAGUGAAAGAAAGAGUUAAAAAACCAAAAAAUUAGGCAGAGUAGAUUAUUCUGCUUUAAAAUAAUUAAGGGUUUGUAUGACCCUGUAACACGGGUGCUCCAAGAGCAGAGGAAUAUACUAAGACAAGAAGAAUUGUAGACAUAUUUUGUUAUGCAAAUCAUAUCAGGAAUCCAGCCAUUCAAUUGUGUUUUGUGUGCAUAUUUAAUGUUCUUUAAUAUUUUCAAACCAGUGAUUUGGGAUUUGUGAUUAUUUUAUCAUUUUAUUUAAUUUAUUUUUGUAUCAUGUGAUUUAUCAUGUGAUUAACCAAAUGUUCCCUGUACAGGUAUCAUAUGAUCAGUUUCAUAUAUUUAACCAAUAGAAACAUAGCUUACAUAUUUCAUAUAGUGCUAUAGUUGUGUGUACGUGUGUGUUGUUAUGAACUUAAAGACUUGCUGUAUAUAUUUGUUAAAUGAAAGAUAUAUUUAUAUGUUAUAAUGCAAAAUUUGUAUUUAUUGUGAGAGUGUGAAAGAUUAUGACAGGUAAUAUUUUUAGUUUCAUUUGAAUUAUUCACACAAUUUUUGUUUUUAAAUUCUAUAGCAGUGUGAUUGUGUAUCUUAUCCAUUUUAAUGUAAAAAAAAAUCCCGCCUAUAUUUGUAAACAAUAUUAUACAUUAAUACGUCAUUUAUAUGUGUUAAAAAAAAAUAACUUCACUUAAAGAUUUCCUCUGAAGAAAAGAUAUGCAUUUAUAAUUCUAUGAUAGUCUUUUAAAGAAGUCAUGAAUAUUUGAAUUACAAGUAUGUAGAUAUCCAUUUUAUGCUGUCUCUACAAAUAUUAAACUUUACAAGUAAAAAAAAUCCAUUUGUUCCGAUCGUUAAAUUACAAUUCAGCAUUGAAACAGUUGUGUAAUGCUAAAUCAAAAGUCCCAUUAUAGAAUUAUAAGUAUAGAAAGAAAAUUUACCAAUGAAAUAAUUAUAGGUAAUUAAGAUGAGGAACAACUAUAAAAGCUCUGAUCCUUUUAUAUAUUUAUCAUUUCUAUCUUUUGUUCACUAUGCAAAAUUUGCUCGAAAUUUAAUCUCUUUGAAGAAUGAUUGAUACAAGAAGUAAAAUGGAAAUAGUAAUAAAAUGAUAUGUAAUUUUGUUAACAGUAAUUAGAAAAAUUCUGUAUGGCAACCCCUUGGAAUACACCUUAUCGCUAUUUAUUCCAAUCCAGAUAAGUUCUUAAAUUGCACAACUUUUUCUUUACAUCACAAACCAUCUAAAGCUAUCUGGGGCCCUGUUUAAACAAUGCAUCGUGCUUAAAACUUUUCAAAGAGACACGUUUAUAUCAUUUUAAACACUUCAAACAAAGCAUUUUUAUAACUUUAAUUUAUGUUUCAAAAAAUUGGAUCAUAAACAAUCAAAAUUUCAAAAUGUUCACUUUUUAGCUCACCUGGCCCAAAGGGCCAAGUGAGCUUUUCUCAUCACUUGGCGUCCGUCGUUGUCCGUCGUCGUUAACUUUUACAAAAAUCUUCUCCUCUGAAACUACUUGGCCAAAUUAAACCAAACUUGGCCACAAUCAUCAUUGGGGUAUCUAGUUUAAAAAAUGUGUCCGUUGACCCAGCCAACCAACCAAGAUGGCCGCCAUGGCUAAAAAUAGAACAUAGGGGUAAAAUGUAGAUUUUGGCUUAUAUCUCUGAAACCAAAAGCAUUUAGAGCAAAUCUGACGGGAUAAAAUUGUUCAUUAGGUCCAGAUCUAUCUGCCCUGAAAUUUUCAGAUGAAUCUGACAACCUGUUGUUGGGUUGCUGCCCCUGAAUUGGUAAUUUUAAGGUAAUUUUGCCGUUUUUGGUUAUUAUCUUGAAUAUUAUUAUAGAUAGAGAUAAACUGUAGACAGCAAUAAUGUUCAGCAAAGUAAGAUCUACAAUUAAGUCCACUUGACCAAAAUGGUCAGUUGACCCCUUAAGGAGUUAUUGCCCUUUACAGUCAAUUUUUAACCAUUUUUCGUAAAUUUUUGUAAUCUUUUACAAAAAUCUUCUCCUCUGAAACUUCUAAGACAAAUUUAACCAAAGUUGUCCACAAUCAUUAUUAGGGUAUCUAGUUUAAAAAAUGUGUCCGAUGACCCCGCCCGCGAACCAAGAUGGCCGACAUGGCUAAAAAAUAGUACAUAGGGUAAAAUGCAGUUUUUGGCUCAUAUCUCUGAAACCAAAGCAUUUAGAGCAAAUCUGCCAUGGGGUAAAAUUGUUUAUCAGGUCAAGAUCUAUCUGCCCUGAAAUUUUCAGACCAAUCAGGCAACACGUUGUUGGGUUGCUGCCCCUGAAUUGGUAAUUUUAAGAAAAUUUUGCAGCUUUUGGUUAUUAUCUUGAAUAUUAUUAUAGAUAGAGAUAAACUGUAAACAGCAAUAAUGUACAGCAAAGUAAGAUCUACAAAUAAGUCAACAUGACCAAAAUUGUCAAUUGACCCCUUAAGGAGUUAUUGCCCUUUAUAGUCAAUUUUUUACAAUUUUCAUAAAUUUUGUAAAUUUGUGUAAAUUUUUACAAAAUAUUUCCACUGUAACUACUGGGCCAAGUUCAUUAUAGAUAGAGAUAAUUGUAAGCAGCAAGAAUGUUCAGUAAAGUAAGAUCUACAAACACAUCACCAUCACCAAAACACAAUUUUGUCAUGUCAGAAUCCAUCUGUGUCCUUUGUUUAAUAUGCACAUAUACCAAGGUGAGCGACACAGGCUCUUUAGAGCCUCUAGUUAAACCUUUCCCUCCCUCAGCUCAUUACUGAUGAACUUUGUUUUUGCAACACUUGAAAUAAAAAUUAAUUUGUCUAAGUGACUGUUUUUCCUAGAUUGGACUAAAAGUGAUAAUGUGUAUAAAAUGUAAGGUGUAAUUGUGUUUUUUGUAAGGUGGGGUGUCAUAUGGAACUCUUGUCCAGUAAUUGAAAUUUGCAGAACCAAAACUCUUAUAUAUUUCAGCUAUUGUGUGGCAUAAUAAUCGUAAUUUGUGUUCAAGUUGAUAAUCCAUGACCUGGUUUUUCGUUUGACAAUCAAACAAUUCAGAUUCUUCUUCUUGUUUGUAUAGAUGUUAAAUUUAAUAUUAGAGCAAUGAUGUUAUAAAUCUUUGUGUAUAUAUAUAGUUCAUGUUACCUAAAAUUAUUCUUUCUUAUUUAUUACCUCAGUGAGGAAGAAUCUGUUUUACGAUAAUUAAGGUGGUACAUAACACUACAGGGAGAUAACUCUGUAAAAAUCAGCUGAAGGUUUUAAUCACGUUAUAUUGUUGAGGAAAUAUUAAGCUUCUCAAUGAUCAAAAUUAGUGUUUGUCAAACUGCUAUAUAUCCAAUGAAAUUUUUCCGAUAAAAUGUCUGGUUCAAGAUUUUUAAAUUUUUAUAUUUUUGUCAAAGGGUCAAAGUUAAUAUUUUGUCAAAAUUUUAAGAAAAUUAAACAAGCCAAAUUAAUUUUAGUCAAGGUGUUUGGUACCACCUUAAGUACUGCAUUGUUGGGCUAAAUUUGGUAGAUAGUCUCACCACAAUAUAAAAAUAUCACCAUAGUCUCACUACAAUAUAAAAAUAUCACCUUGGUAACACAAAAUGAAAGCUGUGCAUUUGAUAAAAUAUAUGUGAUGGAUAUAAGCAGUCAAAACAGAUGACUUAUAGUCACAGGUGACCUAUAGUUGUUUACAUACAUUUGGUUUCUGGUUCUAGUAGAUAGUUGUCUCAUUGACAAUCAUCCCACAUCUCCUUCUUUGCAUAGCUUUAGAUUAGUUUCAUUCUUAUUCUAUAUAAAUAGACAGCAAGUAACAUUGUAACCUUUCAUAUAUAUGCCAGUGGCAUAUUAUUACAUUGCAAUCAUAUUGUCUGACCAUCCAUUUGUCCAAGAAAUAUUUUUCUUCACAUUUUUGUCAGAAACAACUAAACAGAAUGACUCAAUAUUUGGUCAGCAGCUCAAUAGGGAUGAGUUGUGAAAUUAGUGAAUUUAAAAGAUUUGUCAAACACUUAAUUCCUGUUUUCCAAUACUUUUUGAAUGACGAGUCAUUAUAAGUCAAUUCAAAUGGUUUAAAGAUUACAGCCUAAAAAGCGAUCUUAAUGCCCCUACCCAAUUUGAAAAUUACAACAAAUAUUUUGUUAUUAAACAGCUUUUUCCAAUUGCUUAACACAAAAUUGCUUGUUUUAUUACCUGACCUGUAAUUAGUUUUAGUAGAGCAGUUAAAAUUUAGGUGACAAAAGCAGUUACAGGUUUUGAUUUUGCUGUUUGUUUAUCCAUCAUAUGAUUUCAAUAGCACUUUUUAGCUCACCUGGCCAAAGGGCCAAGUGAGCUUUUCUCAUCACUUGGCGUCUGUCGUCCGUCGUCGUCGUCGUUGUCGUCGUCAUUAGCUUUUUACAAAAAUCUUCUCCUCUGAAACCACUAGGCCAAAUUUAACAAAACUUGGCCACAAUCAUCAUUAGGGUUUAAAAAAUGUGUCCGAUGAACCCGCCAACCAACCAAGAUGGCCACCAUGGCUAAAAAUAGAACAUAGGGGUAAAAUGUAGAUUUUGGUUUAUAUCUCUGAAACCAAAGCAUUUAGAGUAAAUUUGACAUGGGUAAAACUGAUUAUCAGGUCAAGAUCUAUCUGCCCUGAAAUUUUCAGACAAAUCUGACAACCUGUUGUUGGGUUGCUGCCCCUGAAUUGGUAAUUUUAAGGAAAUUUUGCAGUUUUUGGUUAUUAUCUUGAAUAUUAUUAUAGAUAGAGAUAAACUGUAAACAGCAAUAAUGUUCAGCAAAGUAAGAUCUACAAAUAAGUUGUCAUGACCAAAAUUGUCAGUCGACCCCUUUAGGAGUUAUUGCCCUUUACAGUCAAUUUUUAACAAUUUUUCGUAAAUUUUUUUAAUCUUUUACAAAAAUCUUCUUCUCUGAAACUACUGAGACAAAUUUAACCAUACUUGGCCAUAAUCAUUAUUAGGGUAUCUAGUUUAAAAAAUUUGUCCGAUGACCCUGCCUUCCAACCAUCAUGGCCGACUUGGUUGAAAAUAGAACAUAGGGGUAAAAUGCAGUUUUUGGUUUAUAUCUCUGAAACUAAAGCAUUUAGAGCAAAUCUGACAGGUGGCAAAAAUGUUCAUCAGAUUUAGAUUUAUCUGCCCUGAAAAUUUUUAGACGAAUCCGACAACUUGUUGUUGGGUUGCUGCCCCUGAGUUGGUAAUUUUACAAAAAUUUUGCAGUUUUUUGUUAUUAUCUUAGAUAUCAUUAUAAUAUCUAAUAUCUAAUACUAUUAAUUAUGAUUUUAACCUUAUUUUACAUGAUUUCCAAAGCAUCAGUAAAUACAGGUGAGCGACACAGGCUCUUGAGAGCCUCUAGUUUGUUAAAAUGGUUAUAUGGUUUCUGUUUAAGCUAGUUUUGGGAACAUUAUGGUUUGUAUGUUGGCCUAGUUUUUGGUCCAUGGUAGCUUACCCAAAUUAAGAUAUUGGUCUUUGCUCUUUAUAAGCCUAUUGGCAUCAAUAAUUGAACCUGUCUCUAAUCCAGAUCUGUUAGACACAGUUACUAGUUGAACCUGAAGUUGAUAGAAUACAUUUACCAUUAUAAGAAAGGAGAUGUAUACAAUUUAAAUUUACUUCACAAUAUUUUUAGUGUCCAUCUUAUUUAAACAUUCCACUGAGGUUUGCUCAUUUCUAUCUUUGACAAUUUUUAAUGUGUUCAUGUCUUGUUGUGGCUUCUGCUAGAUAUUUUUAUAUGACUUUGUGACGUGAGAUUUUAGGCUUGAAUUGCAUAUUAUUGGUUAUCACUGUAAGGAAUAUUUUGAACACAUUUUAUUUUAUUAAAUGUUAACCGACACAUUACAAUUAAAUUUUUAAAAAAAAUCUUACAAUUGAAUUUUUCAUAAGUUAUACUGAAAUGUACAUGAUUAGCUACUAUUUUUGGGGCAAUAUUAAAAUCCUUAAUUUAUUAUGGAUUAUUUAAAUGUUUAAUAAGUCUGAAUUUUUCACAGAACUUCCAGAAACUUCAUGAAGUUCCCAUCCAGCAUGAAACAUGUAGUAUGACUUCAACACAGUAAAUUGAUUUAAUAUUAUAUUAAUUAGUUAACUAUUCAGUGGGACCAACUAAUGCAAUUAAUUCCAUGCUUUUAAUUUUGUAUAAUUAUUCAUGAAUACAGAUGUCAUAUUGUACAUGCAAUUUUAUUCAUCCAGCCAUGUUUAGAUGCUAGUCAGUAUGAACAUUUUACAUGUAAUUUGAAUGAAGUUUUUUCACUAUGAAAUCUUCAAAAAAAACUGUAUCCCUGUAGACAACUUCAACCUUAGGGAUCACCUCUUUUACAACUUAUUAAACCAAGGAAAACUUGUUUGAUAACAUAUUUUUGGUUAAUUCUAUAGUUUAAUUGAGUAUACAUAAUUCAAAGCUUACAAAAGCUUCUUAUGAAAAGGGGGGACAACUGUGUAAUGUUUUUAAUAGUAAUCAACUAUUUUUAUAUUGAAUUAGAUCAAUAUAUAAAACUUAAAGGGUUUGCAUGUUCUUGUUCAUAUGAAAUAACAUCUUGUACAUCUAUAUAAAGAUCAUAUGUUUAUUUAAAGUAAGGUAAUCUAGGUUGCUUGAUAUGUCGUUUUUGUGAAUCAAAAAUUUAAACCCUCAUCAGGUAUUUCAUACUUCAGGAAGCGAAAUAGAUGUUGUUAACCUGCUAAUUUUUUAUGAAUUAGUUGUUUAUCUCAUUGAUAUUUCCAUAUCAUUAAUUCAGAUCAGAUAGAAAAAAAGGGUUAGAUUGGGUAGAAAACAAUUUUAUUUAAAAAAAAUAACAUUUAAUUUGUGGGUGUGCAUUAUACAUACUUUGUCAAGCUUUUGUCACAUAUAUGUAUUUAGACUUGUAUCAGUUCUAGAAAUAAUCUGCAAACAUACAGGAUCCUCCCCAAAUGUCCUAAAUUAUAGGAAAAUCUGGUUUCCAUUAACAGUAUACCAUGCAAGUUAUUGGAUAAUGGGUACCAGUUUCAGGGACAUAUUAAUGGAGUGUUAUUAUAUUAUAUCUAUUCUGUCUACUUACAUUUGUCAUUUAAGUUUAUGCAAAUUUUCAAAAUGUGAUAUGUAAUAUAUGUUAUCACCAUAAACACUGGACAUACUGACCAUUUUACUUUUGAAUUAAAGAAAAAUAUUGGUAUUUUAAAAUAAAAUGUUUUUAUUAUAAA